GCCACCUGUCGACGAAAACAUUUUGAUUGAAAAUGGACAAAAUUGAAGUAAAAUCUUCGGAUAUUGAUGAAUAUCUGCGUGUUGCUAUUGAUGUGGCGAAAGAGGCUGGGAAGGUAAUAUGCAGCGCAUUAGAGGUAGAGAAGCGCAUCGAGACUAAAGAAAGUCUGGCAGAUCUUGUAACUGAGACAGACCAACAAGUGGAGAAAAUGAUCAUUUCUACAUUCCAUCAAAAGUUUCCGACACAUUGUUUCAUAGGAGAGGAAUCUGUCUCUUCAGGCGAGAAAUGCACAUUAACAAAUGCGCCGACGUGGAUUAUUGACCCAAUAGAUGGCACCACUAACUUUGUUCACAGAUUUCAAUUCAGCUGUAUAUCAAUUGGUUUACUUAUCAAUAAAAGGACUGAAGUUGCAGUUGUUUUCAACCCCAACUUGGACCAUAUGUAUACAGCCAAACGUGGCCAUGGAGCGUAUUGCAACAACACUAAACUAAAGGUGUCAGAUGUAAACAAUUUACAAAAUGCAUUGAUAUUAGCAGAGUUUGGCUCAAGCAGGGAUCCAGAGAAGAUGACCAAGAGAGUAGAAACUAUGCACAGAAUUGUGAACAAAUCUCAUGGAAUCCGUUCUUUAGGGUCUGCUGCUAUGGCGAUGUGUCUGGUUGCUUCUGGGAGGGGUGAGGCAUACUAUGAAUAUGGUAUCCAUUGUUGGGACGUUGCUGCUGGAGACCUGAUUGUAAGGGAGGCUGGGGGAGUAGUCUUAGAUCCAAGUGGAUCAGAUAUGGACAUGAUGGCAAGAAGGGUGAUAUGUGCAUGCAAUAAGGACAUCGCUGACCAGGUUAUAUCUCUUUUACAAACAGUUGAAUUCGAACGGGACUCAGAGGAAGUUGUAUCUGGGAAAUAAAAAAUGAAUUAGUUUUCUCACUUUAUCAUCAUUCUACAAAUAGCAAAGUUUUUCAGGCCAAAUAAUCCUACUAGUAUUGUCAUCAGACUGGACAGUCAUCAGCUUUUUAACAUGUAACACUGCAGGAUUGAUGCCAAUCUUCCCUUAUAACAUAAUAUAAAGUAAUAUAUAAUAAGAAAAUGAAAAAUACAUGUGCCAUGUAGGUUGUUAAAAGUGUGAAAACUUGGAACCUGUUGUGUAUAAGGAUUCCUGUAAGAAAAUGUUGCUGGUGUCAAGAUUUCUCAUAUAGUUGACAAGGGAAGGGAGUAUAUGAGAGAUGUAUUAAAAUGUAGUAUGCUCUCAUACAUCGAACUUUUGCAUUGUUCCUUAAAAUGUACUGUUUUGGACAAAACGUUUCUUUAGCACAUGAUUUUGUGUAAUUCCAAUCAGAAUAAGUUCCCAGUCUACCGAAAACCUGUUGAACACCCUGUGGAUCAGGGUACAAAACUCACAGCCGCGUGUCUGCCAUUGGCAAUCACUUUUCACUCUUGGC
Messenger RNA from Owenia fusiformis, 1428 nucleotides. The record is from the annotation of a GenBank genome assembly. Lineage: Eukaryota; Metazoa; Annelida; Polychaeta; Sabellida; Oweniidae.